Molecule: messenger RNA, 2016 nt
Organism: Polyodon spathula (Mississippi paddlefish)
Lineage: Eukaryota; Metazoa; Chordata; Actinopteri; Acipenseriformes; Polyodontidae
Exons: 9
Coding region: 1-1320 (439 amino acids)
Biological process (GO): fatty acid beta-oxidation using acyl-CoA dehydrogenase
Molecular function (GO): acyl-CoA dehydrogenase activity; flavin adenine dinucleotide binding
Source: RefSeq, a predicted model, not a curated record
AUGAAGGCUGGUGUGGGCAGCAGGGAAUCUGGGUUGUGGGAAUCGGAGCUGGGUAUUGCUGUGGAAAGAUUAAAAGAAGGGCCGGAAUUAAGUGGGCUUGAACAGGGAGCCACGGCUGGAAGCGGAUAUGGAGUGGCGACGAAAGCCGAUGCAGAGGAACCGAGAGACAGUGAAGACAUUGUGGUGGCACUUAUUUUUAGUGUUCUGUUACAGAUCAUUGAUAAAGAAAUCAAUCCUUUUGUUGAGAAAUGGGAAGAGGCAGAACUGUUUCCAGCUCACAGAAUUUUCAAAAUCCUAGGCAACAGCGGUUUUCUUGGAGUAAACAAGCCAACAGAAUAUGGAGGACUUGGAUUGGACUUCAGCUACAAUAUUGCAGUGUCUGAGGAGCUGGGUAACAUUCGUUGUGGAGGGAUUCCUAUGGCCAUAGGGGUUCAGUCCGACAUGGCAACCCCAGCACUAGCAAGGUAUGGCUCAGCAGAGCUGAAAAAGGAGUUUCUUCAACCGACUAUUGCAGGAGAUAAAGUGGUGUGUCUUGGUGUGAGUGAAGUUGGAGCUGGCUCUGAUGUUGCAAGUAUCAAGACUAAAGCUGUGAGAAAAGGUGAUGAUUACAUAAUAAAUGGUGGGAAAAUGUGGACCACAAAUGGGACUCAAGCUGACUGGAUGUGUCUUCUGGCAAAUACCAGCGAUGGACCGCCUCACAGAAACAAAUCCCUAAUCUGUCUGCCAAUGAACUUGCCUGGGAUUCACAUCACUAGAAAAAUUAGUAAGAUCGGCAUGAAGUCAUCUGAUACUGCAGAGAUCUUUUUUGAUGAUGUCCGUGUUCCUUGCAAAAAUCUCAUCGGGGAGGAAGGAAUGGGUUUCACAUACCAAAUGCAACAGUUUCAGGAAGAGCGUUUGUGGGGAGUGGCCAAUAUUUUGACACCAAUGCAGACUGUAAUUCAGGAAACCAUUGAAUACACCAGACAGAGGAAAACUUUCAACCAGCCAAUCCUCCACAACCAAACAGUUCAUUUUCGUUUGGCAGAACUGGAAACGGAAGUGGAACUUCUUCGCUCGCUCCUCUACCGCGCCACUGCUAUGUAUGUGAACGGUACUGAUGUAACCAAGUUGGCUUCAAUGGCUAAACUGAAGGCAGGGCGUUUGGCGCGUGAACUGAGCGACAGCUGUCUGCAGUUCUGGGGAGGAAUGGGGUUCACCAGUGAUGUUUUUGUCAGCAGGUUCUACAGGGACUCAAGGCUGAUGUCCAUAGGAGCUGGUGCAGAUGAAGUCAUGUUGUCUAUUAUAUGCAAGUACAUGGAAACUCUCCCAGGCAAGAAGUAAAUUCAGCCAAACAAACACCACACUAACAAUAAUCUACCAUUGCUAAUGGUAGAUUACAAAGAAAUCUUAUAACUGUCAAUGGUUUUGUUUUUCUUCUUUUCAGUAUAUGCAUGUACUACCAGUUUUAAAAGGUUGUGUAAUAGUGCCACUCUGUAAGGGUUAAAAUUUGUUAUUAAAAGUUUGUGUUCAAAUGUGAAGAGAAUCCAAAAAAUCCAAAAUGCUUUAAAAUAAUGAAUGUGUUAAGUGGUUUGAGAAUGUAACUGUAUAUUUUGUUUGAAUAAUUAUUUCCAUUGCAUUUCCUCCUAACUUAAAGACGAAUAACUAGAUGCGAAGCACUUCUUUCAAGCUAACCUGAAGGUACAGUUAAUUAAUAACCCUUCUGUAUAACACAUAUUCCUUUCCACUAAGUUUUAGCAAGUCUGAAUACAGGAUGAUUCAUGAAGUAAGUAGGCCACUUUAGCAUGACAUUAAUUAUUAAGUGUACAACUUGCAGCACACAGUCAGGGCAGCAUGGGUAAAGAAAUCCAAUAGGGCCCCAUGUGGUCAUGGAGAACAUCACCAGACAUACAGUAGAUCCCAUGCUGUAUUUUAAAAUGUUGAUAAAUUAAGACUUUUGACCUGUUGAUCCUUACCACAUACAAUCUAUUGAAGUAAAUUAAGGCAUCAUGUUGAUUGAAAUAAACUGUUGAAAUCCCA